Molecule: messenger RNA, 717 nt
Organism: Akanthomyces muscarius
Lineage: Eukaryota; Fungi; Ascomycota; Sordariomycetes; Hypocreales; Cordycipitaceae
Exons: 3
Coding region: 1-717 (238 amino acids)
Molecular function (GO): sugar-phosphatase activity; beta-phosphoglucomutase activity
Source: RefSeq, a predicted model, not a curated record
AUGGGCUCGCAACCAGACUACAGCCAACCGCCUCUGCAGGUUGCCUUUGCAGGCUUCCUCUGGGAUAUGGAUGGUACCAUUAUCGAUUCCACACCAGCCAUUGAGAAGCACUGGCACACGAUAGGAAACGAGAUUGGGGUAGAUCCCGAGACCAUCCUCAAGACCUCUCACGGUCGACGCAGCAUCGACACGCUCAAGAUCCUUGCCCCUGAAAGAGCAAACUGGGAGUAUGUCGCCAAGAUGGAAGGGCAGCUCCCCGUUCUCUACGCCGACCUCGCCACCGAGAUUCCCGGCGCGCGGCUGCUGCUCGACAGCAUGAUCAAGAUGUCCGCGCCGUGGGCCAUUGUCACGUCCGGCACCGAGCCGCUCGUCCACGGCUGGCUCAGCCGCAUGAAGCUCGCCAUCCCCGAGCACCUCGUCACGGCCGAGUCGGUCCCCGAGGGCAAGCCGGACCCGGCGUGCUACCGCAUGGGCCUCGACAAGCUGCGACUGGGCGACGCCGCCGCCGACGUGCUCGUCCUCGAGGACAGCCCCGCGGGCAUCCGGGCCGGCAAGGCCGCCGGCUGCAAGGUCAUUGGCCUCGUCACGAGCCACACCGCGGAGCAAGUCGUGGCUGCGGAGCCGGACUGGGUGGUCAAGGACCUGACGUCGGUGCGCGUCGUGGGAUCCAAGGACGGUAAGGUCGUGGUUGAGAUCAAGGAUGGGUUGAAGCUGUAA